Lagenorhynchus albirostris (white-beaked dolphin) is the source of this 1258-nucleotide messenger RNA. RefSeq names its product nudix hydrolase 6 (gene NUDT6). Gene Ontology annotation, molecular function: ADP-ribose diphosphatase activity; NAD binding; NADH pyrophosphatase activity. The coding region runs from base 29 to 979 and encodes 316 amino acids. The record is from RefSeq and is a predicted model, not a curated record. The transcript is spliced from 5 exons. NCBI's taxonomy places the organism in Eukaryota, Metazoa, Chordata, Mammalia, Artiodactyla, Delphinidae.
CGCGUGGGCCACGAGGGCCGGUGCGGAGAUGCCGCAGCUAUUGAGAGGGGGUCGCUGGCGUGCGGUGUUGGCGCGGGCCCGCCGCGCAGUGCUCUUUGCAGGGCCCCGUGGGGCCUCGGGCGGCCCGGGUUGCGUUCGGGACGCCACCUCCGGAGCCGGCGAGCUGCGGGGCGAGCUUGACAGAUUCGGGGGCGUCUCCGUGCGCCUGGCGCGGCUGGACGCAAUGCACCGCUUGGACCCGGUCGCCUUCCAGAGGGCUUUGCAGGCUGCAAUACAGAAAUGGAGAUCAGAAGGUAGAGUAGCAGUAUGGCUGCACAUUCCCAUCCUCCAAAGUCGAUUUAUUGCCCCUGCCGCUUCCCUGGGCUUCUGCUUUCACCACGCAGAAUCGGACUCAUCCACGCUGACUCUGUGGCUGGGAGAGGGGCCCAGCAGAUUACCAGGAUAUGCUACACAUCAAGUGGGAGUUGCAGGAGCUGUAUUUGAUGAAAAUACUAGAAAAAUAUUGGUUGUACAAGAUCGAAAUAAAUUGAAAAAUAUGUGGAAGUUUCCAGGAGGCCUGUCAGAGCCUGGAGAAGACAUUGGACAUACAGCAGUUCGAGAAGUUUUUGAAGAGACCGGUAUAAAGUCAGAAUUCAGGUCCCUCCUGAGUAUUCGGCAACAGCACACCCAUCCUGGAGCUUUUGGAAAGUCAGAUAUGUAUAUUAUCUGCCGCCUAAAGCCAUAUUCAUUCACCAUAAAUUUCUGCCAGCAUGAAUGCUUAAGGUGUGAGUGGAUGGAUCUCAGUGACCUAGUCAAGACUGAAAAUACAACUCCGAUCACCAGCAGAGUUGCUAGGCUGCUGCUGUAUGGAUACAGAGAAGGGUUUGACAAGAUUGAUCUGACCAUGGAAGAACUUCCAGCAGUUUACACAGGCUUGUUCUAUAAAAUCUAUCACAAGGAACUGCCAGACAGUUAUAAAACUAUGACAGGCAUGGAUUAAAUUUAUAUUUACAUGGUUUUAAAAUGUUUAAGUAAAUUGUACCUAUAGAUUAAUGUGUGCCGUAUUAUAAGAAGUAGUGGACAUUUGGGUUAACAAUAUCUGACUUAAAUUUUCUAAUGUCUGUGAUUUCCAUGAAGAAAACUUGUUUGUACGUAUGCACAUUUUAAAAGCCUCUUUUCAAAUGAAGCAAAUGUAUGAAAAAGAUUGUAGCUAUAAGUAAGCUUCACUGGAUAAAGGCAAAUUCUAUAUAAAAAGUGGAAGUCUAUGCAUUUUCCAGGA